GGUCUUUACCUGUCGCCGAAAUCGCUCUUAGAGAAGGAACUUUAGAACCUUUGUUCCCGCCACGUUCGAACGCCCUCCUUCCCUCCACUUCGAUCAUUGUAUUGCAUAUCAUGGCGACUCUUCUCCGUACUCCUGGGGCGUGCCAAAGAGCAGUUUCAGCUGCACAAGCUCGGACUUUGGCUUCUGUAGCUUCCGCCGCCGCUUCCUCUCGAAGUCACAGGGUGGUCGUUGUUGGCGGAGGAACUGCAGGAAUGACAGUCAGCCACCAGCUUCUCCGCACCGGAAAAUUCACCCAGGAUGACAUUGCAGUUGUGGACCCUGCCGAAUGGCAUCACUACCAGCCUGGAUGGACCUUAGUCGGCGGAGGCUUGAAGAACAAGGAAGAUCUGCGACAGCCACUCACAAAGCUCGUCGACCCAAAGCUAAAGUUCUACAACGAGCAAGUGGGCGCGUUCGUCCCAGAGGAGAAUCUCAUUACGUUAAGCAAUGGGGACAAGUUGAAUUACGAGCAGCUCGUGGUCGCUCCCGGUAUCAACGUCGACACCAGCACAAUCAAAGGUCUACCCGAGGCAUUGGCCGAUCCAAAGUCCCCCGUUUCCACCAUAUUCAAAUACGAUACCUGCGACAAGGCAUCCAGGAACAUUAAAGACUUCAAGAAGGGCACUGCCAUCUUCACCCACCCUGCUGGAGCCAUCAAGUGUGCAGGUGCACCUCAAAAAAUCAUGUGGUUGGCUUCGGAUCAUUGGCGGCGGACAGGUUUGUAUAACUACAACGAUCCUGCCUCAUCGCCUAUCAACAUCUCGUUCGCGACUGGUCUCCCGGUCAUGUUCGGUGUACCGAAGUACAGCGCUACUCUGGAAGCUUUGCGAAAGGAGAGGAACGUCGAGGGUCUUUUCCAGCAUGACCUCGUUGAGAUCAACGGCAAUACUGCCACCUUCGCGCGUCCUGACGGCGCGGACAAAGUCACGAAGAAAUUCGAUCUACUGCAUGCCGUGCCCAAGAUGGGCCCGUACGCCUUUGUCAAGAACAGCAAUCUCGCUGACCAAGCCGGCUAUGUCGAUGUAGACCAAGCUACGCUCCAGCACAAGAAAUACUUCAACGUGUGGUCCGCCGGCGAUGCGUCAUCUCUCCCGACCUCCAAGACUGCCGCCGCCAUUACCGCCCAAGCUCCCGUCCUGGUCAGCAACUUGCUACGAAGUAUGGAGGGGCAGGAUGUCCAGGCGGGUUAUGAUGGGUACACUUCUUGCCCCUUGCUGACCGAGUACGGCAAGGUGUUGCUUGCAGAGUUCAAGUACGGUGGUGUACCAAAAGAGACGUUUGGGAAGCUUUUCGGCAUCGAUCAAGGCACGCCAAAGAAGGCUUUCUAUUACCUGAAGAAGGAUUUCUUCCCUUGGGUCUACCAGAACCACAUGGUCAAGGGUCGCUGGGGUGGACCCAAUGGGUUCAUUCGGUGAACGCAACAAUGCGGUGUCGAUAUUGCCUUGGGAAGUACAAACCGGUUCAUCCCAAGACAGGCAAAAGAGAAGGUCUAAACAAUGUGAGUAUGAAAAGAUAGUUGGUGUUUUUGUAAGAUCAGCCGAUGUAAACGAUGACCCAAUAUGUUCAAGGAAGCUAAAUACAGAUUCGU
Paraphaeosphaeria sporulosa is the source of this 1627-nucleotide messenger RNA. RefSeq names its product sulfide,quinone oxidoreductase/flavo-binding protein. Gene Ontology annotation, molecular function: sulfide:quinone oxidoreductase activity; FAD binding. Lineage: Eukaryota; Fungi; Ascomycota; Dothideomycetes; Pleosporales; Didymosphaeriaceae. The transcript has a single exon. The record is from RefSeq and is a predicted model, not a curated record. The coding region runs from base 252 to 1454 and encodes 400 amino acids. Gene Ontology annotation, cellular component: mitochondrion.